GCAGAGGAGAAUGCAUCGACGUUGCAUGACAGUCGUCUCUGGUCACUGAGUAUAGUUGCCAUUUUGAGAAGAGGUGGCUAGGAUCACGUGCGACGGCGCUGAUGCGCUUUCCAUGGCAGCGGAAGCGCCGGUCUACGCACUGCUAUGCCGGGCUAGGGCCCCACGGGCCAAACACCACGUCUUGUCUCAUACCUUCACCAACGACCCCUCCCUCCUCACGAUCUUCCCCGACAUUUUCUUCAUCUGUGAUGUGUGCGUCGAGUCACAAUUCCCAUGUUCUCCCGCUCCUGGCAGCGGCGUUGUUGUUUUUCUCGAAUCUCCGAAGUGUGCGGGCACUAUACUGUGUGGAUACUGGACGCGGAUUCCAGGAGUGUAGCGUCCUCUCUCCUAGCGCUCGCAUCGGCAUUGGCAUUGCAAUAGCCGUUGCCGGUUUGCUCUUGAUAUUCUUUGUAGGCAUUAUGCGUCAACGCCGCAUCAAGAGGAACAACAUGGCCUACGUGAACAACAAUAUCGGGAUGCAAGGCUCGCAGUACGCCGGGCCUCCAGGCUACUAUCAAUCGCAAGCAUACGCCCCACAGUACCCGCAGUACCCGCCACCGACGCAUAAUAACGGGUGGGAUCCGCACACUGGCUUUGCCCCCGUAUGUCUUUGUCCUGUCUCCUGCUAUCUGUCGCUUAUCUGACAACGGACUCGGUACAGCCUUACCAGACGCAGCCUCCCCAGUACACCCCACCUCCGGGUCCUCCGCCAGUCGUGUCGGACAAGACUCGGCCGUUGAGCGGAGUGUAAUCCCCAAGUAAUGCCGCUGCCCCAUCUUUGUGCUCUGUAUCUCC
Messenger RNA from Fomitopsis serialis, 834 nucleotides. RefSeq lists its product as uncharacterized. The coding region runs from base 102 to 683 and encodes 193 amino acids. The record is from RefSeq and is a predicted model, not a curated record. The transcript is spliced from 4 exons. Lineage: Eukaryota; Fungi; Basidiomycota; Agaricomycetes; Polyporales; Fomitopsidaceae.